AUGCAUGCAACAUACGGAGGCAACCACUGCGGUAACAGCAGCAGCAACAUUUGCAAUCAGCAAAUCAACAACUUCAAUAACAUCAACAGCAAUAACAACAUCAACAACAACAACAACAUGCAUUCAAGCGGUUUCCUCGGCGCCGGCUGCAGCAGCAGCAACGACAGUGGCGGCGGCAGUGUUAGUGGCAGCAACAGCAGCGAUUACAUGGCCAAUUCGACUGCUGCAUAUGCGACACAAGCGACAGCAGCAACAAUGACAACCACAACAACAACCACAAUGCCACACAAUGUGAGUACAACAACGAUGCUGUCUAAUUACUGCGACGCUGCCACAAUGAUGAUGGCUGCUGCCGCUGUCAAUGCAAAUCAAUGCCUGCAGCAACACCACCAGCGACUGCUGCUGGCCAGUAGCAAUACUAGCAGCAACCACAAUCACAACAGCAAUGAGCAAGUGGCUAUGGCCACUGCCACAGCAGCGGUCAUGGCCUCUUCCUCAUGCUCAACGGGUUCACUGUCAUCGGCAUCGUCGACACCGACAACCAUUGCUGUCGCGGCAUCGCAGCAGCUGCCACAGCAGCAGCAACAGUCGCUGUCAUCGCCGCCAAAUUUAAUCGAUAUCAGCGAAGUUCCUCUUAUUGUGGAUGUCAAGUAG
Molecule: messenger RNA, 654 nt
Organism: Drosophila sulfurigaster albostrigata
Lineage: Eukaryota; Metazoa; Arthropoda; Insecta; Diptera; Drosophilidae
Exons: 1
Coding region: 1-654 (217 amino acids)
Source: RefSeq, a predicted model, not a curated record